Molecule: messenger RNA, 1023 nt
Organism: Syngnathus typhle (broad-nosed pipefish)
Lineage: Eukaryota; Metazoa; Chordata; Actinopteri; Syngnathiformes; Syngnathidae
Gene: ntpcr
Product: nucleoside-triphosphatase, cancer-related
Exons: 5
Coding region: 64-642 (192 amino acids)
Molecular function (GO): ATP hydrolysis activity
Source: RefSeq, a predicted model, not a curated record
UUUCUACGCAUGCGCGGUCUUUGUUUGCGGAAGUGAACCAGUGUGGCAGAAGGGAGCGACCAAAUGCUCAGGCAUGUGUUUUUGACAGGACCGCCAGGUGUGGGUAAAACCACUCUGGUCCAGAAGACGUGUGAUGCGCUAGUGUCCUCGGGUCAGUCGGUGGAAGGCUUUUACACGGAAGAGGUCAGGGAAGGAGGCCGCAGAGUGGGGUUUGAUGUGGUCACAGUGAGUGGCGAAAGAGACCACCUGUCCAGAAUCAGAGAUGUUGCUGGUGACUCUCAUGGCAGACGGGAGUACAAAGUAGGACAGUAUGUUGUGGAUUUACCUUCAUUUGAACGCCUGGCCCUCCCCCUCUUCAAGAAGGUGAGCCCAGAAGACGGAACUAGUAAGAAAGUGUUUGUCCUUGACGAGAUUGGGAAAAUGGAACUCUUCAGCCAGCCGUUCAUCAAAGCGGUGAGACAGACACUAGACGGCUCUUCUUGCACGAUCUUGGGCACCAUUCCCAUCCCCAAGGGGAAACCGCUCGGCUUGGUGGAAGAGGUGCGCAUGAGGAGCGACGUCAAGAUCUUCACUGUGACAAAGGAAAACAGAAAUGCCAUCCUGCAAGAUAUUCUCUCAGCACUUCGGGAGGGUUUAAAAUAGUAACGCAAACACAACUUUAGGAAGGUAAACUUGCAAUUAAAUUCACCUGAUACCGUAUUUUAUUUUUAAAGUAUGCGUCCAUGUAUUACAGCAGAUUUGUGACUUGUUCAACGGGUGCACAAUUUUUAGUUUCGCAUUGUGCCUGCUCUCAAUGGAUUCAGUGCAGAAUGAUUGAUGGGUCGCAUAGCAGUGCAUUGCAUUGCCUUGUGUUGUCAAAUUGCUAGUUUUCACAACUAUUCCUGCACAUGUGCAAUCAUUUUGAUUAUCCCCAAUUAAAGACAAACGCUCAUUAGAAAUCAAUCAACAUACUGUGCAAUAUUUUUUGUAUUUGAAUGCUUUAUCAUUUGGAUAAUAGGAAAAUAAAUGUUUUGGUUCUCAGUU